AUAGACCUGGGGGCGGGGCGUCCCCCCGUCCGCUUCCCUGGACUAGCUUGGUCUAUCAGGAAAAGGGGGCGGCGGGCUGUCUUCGGAUCGGGGAUUCGACGAACUCCCAGGGCCACGGGCCGCUGGAGGGUCGGGGAGGGGAGGCCGCGCCGCCGCCGAAGGGGCCCUGUCCCUCUCGGGCCAUGUCCUUACGCUGCGCGGCGGCCAUCUCGGGGGCUCGGCUCCUCUGCCAGAGCCGCUGGGGCUCGAACGCUACAAUUCCGGUCUGGUAUGGUGCGGAGGAUGGGAAACAGAACAUCCUCUUCCAUGGAUAAAUCAGAAAUUGCUCCUAUAAAUCAGAUCCAGGAAACAAUUUCACAUAAUUGUGUAGUGAUCUUCUCAAAAACAUCCUGUUCUUAUUGCACAAUGGCAAAAAAGCUUUUCCAUGACAUGGAUAUAAAAUAUACUGCUGUGGAAUUGGACAUGCAUAAAUAUGGAAGCCAGUUUCAGGAUGCUCUUCUAAAAAUGACUGGUGAAAGAACUGUUCCAAGAAUUUUUGUCAAUGGGACUUUUAUUGGAGGAGCAACUGAUACUCAUAGGCUUCACAAAGAAGGCAAGCUGCUUCCAUUAGUUCAUCAGUGUUAUUUUAAGAAGUUUAGAUCAAAGAAUUUCUGACUGUAAUGUAGGCUCUCCUUGGCUGUGCUGGCAAAUGUCUGCUUUUUAGUCAUUUUGCUUAUAAAACAUUUAAAUAAUUCUUUGAAAAUACAAAAUCUUAAUCAAAGAAUAGUCUAUAAAAUGAACAAUAAAGACCUGUGAAACCUACUAUAAAUAUUCCUUUUCCGAUAACACUUUCAGGUGAAGCUAAUUUUUUUUUUUUGCAACAUGGAGGCUGACACUUUGUAGCCUUAAUUUUGUAAUUUAAUCUGAGAAACCUCAUAGUGAUGGAAUACACCUUUUCUUAGAAAACAUUAAAAUAUUGUUAAAACUCUUA
Molecule: messenger RNA, 970 nt
Organism: Monodelphis domestica (gray short-tailed opossum)
Lineage: Eukaryota; Metazoa; Chordata; Mammalia; Didelphimorphia; Didelphidae
Source: RefSeq, a predicted model, not a curated record